This is a messenger RNA of Tachysurus vachellii, 4827 nucleotides long. It is a transcript of the gene nlgn4xa, whose product is annotated as neuroligin 4 X-linked a. Gene Ontology annotation, molecular function: signaling receptor activity; neurexin family protein binding. Gene Ontology annotation, biological process: synaptic vesicle endocytosis; chemical synaptic transmission; modulation of chemical synaptic transmission. Gene Ontology annotation, cellular component: cell surface; synapse; postsynaptic specialization membrane. The transcript is spliced from 7 exons. The coding region runs from base 596 to 3124 and encodes 842 amino acids. NCBI's taxonomy places the organism in Eukaryota, Metazoa, Chordata, Actinopteri, Siluriformes, Bagridae. The record is from RefSeq and is a predicted model, not a curated record.
GAGGUCCAGCUUUGGUGUCUCUCCCUUUAAUCUCUCCGUCUUUCUCUGUAGAGCAAACUGAAUGUCUGCAUUUUAAUGCACGAGCGCCUUCCAUUUAUUCAUCCGGAUCAACCACUGUGUCGCUUCAUUCCUUCUUUUCAACGGACUGUUUGGAUUGGAUUUUUUACCCGGAGACCGAAGGAUUUUUGGGGACUUUGCUUUCUCUUCUGCUCGCGUUUGUUGCAUGUUCAUGUUUGGCCAUAUCCCACCAAGUCUGUGCGCAGCUUCAAUAGAGUCCUGUGAUGCAGAGAUUGCACAGGCAAACCAUUGAAGAUGGAGUGAAGAGUGGAAAGUAGUUAUACUGGAAGACAGCCAAGAAGACGGAGCUACCUUUUUUCUUUCCAUAAAAGUGUAGCUAUUUGACAGAUUUAAAGCUACCGCACCAAGCAAGAUCCGUUUCCUUGGGAUGGGGGGUUCUAGUGUUGGUGAUGUGAUUGGAGGGUGUCUUGCUUAUAAGCUUCCCAAUAUUGCCUGAGUGAGGGGAUUCUAAUCAUCUGGCCAGGUGGAAUUAUAGGACCGUAGAUACCACCUUCUUCUCCCCAACCCCAGGUGGACCAUGUCACGGCAAGGAGGAACCACAUGGAUACCUACAACCAUGGUCCAGUCAUUUGCCAGUCUACACCAAAUCUGUUGGAUUGUAGCAGUGGUAGCUUCUUGCUUACCAGUGGCCCAGGGGCAACAGUAUCCAGUUGUCACUACAAACUACGGCAAGUUACGAGGCUUAAAAACGUCACUGCCCAAUGAGAUAUUGGGACCUGUGGAACAGUACUUGGGAAUUCCCUAUGCUCUGCCUCCCACAGGCGAGAGGCGUUUCCAGCCUCCAGAGCCACCCAUGUCUUGGCCGGGGAUCCGAAAUGCCACUCAGUUUGCCCCGGUGUGUCCCCAGUUUCUGGAAGACCGCUUUUUACUCAAUGAUAUGUUACCUGUAUGGUUCACUGCUAAUUUGGAUACAGUGGUAACCUAUGUGCAAGACCAAAGCGAAGAUUGUCUAUACCUGAACAUCUAUGUGCCCACUGAGGAUGGAGCCAACACUUACAAUCAACGUGCUGAUUUCACCAAUAAUGAGGGUGGCGAAGACAAAGACAUUCAUGACGAGAACGGUCUGAGGCCCGUCAUGGUAUACAUUCACGGCGGAUCUUACAUGGAAGGCACAGGGAACAUGAUCGACGGCAGCAUCCUGGCCAGCUAUGGAAACGUUAUUGUGGUUACAAUUAACUACAGACUGGGAGUUCUAGGAUUUCUAAGCACAGGGGAUCAAGCUGCCAAAGGGAAUUACGGCCUGUUGGACCAGAUUCAAGCGUUGCGGUGGAUCAAAGACAACAUCCAGGCCUUCAAAGGCGAUCCGAAACGGGUGACAAUAUUUGGAUCGGGAGCUGGAGCGUCAUGCGUGAGCUUACUGACCCUGUCCCAUUACUCAGAGGAUCUGUUUCAGAAAGCCAUCAUCCAAAGUGGCACGGCUCUAUCCAGCUGGGCCGUCAAUUACCAGCCGGCCAAGUACACACGCUUGCUUGCUGAAAAAGUAGGCUGCAACAUGCUGGAUACCAUCGAACUGGUGGAAUGCUUGCAAAACAAGAACUACAAGGAGCUGAUCGAGCAAUACAUAACCCAGGCCAAGUACCACAUUGCAUUCGGACCGGUCAUAGAUGGCGAUGUCAUCCCUGACGACCCACAGAUCCUCAUGGAGCAGGGCGAGUUCCUGAACUAUGACAUAAUGUUGGGUGUCAACCAGGGCGAAGGUUUCAAGUUCGUGGAUGGGAUUGUAGAUAGCGAGGAUGGCGUGUCGGCCAAUGACUUUGAUUUCGCAGUGUCGGAUUUUGUGGACCACCUGUACGGUUAUCCGGAGGGGAAGGAUACGCUCAGGGAGACUAUCAAGUUCAUGUAUACUGAUUGGGCUGAUAAGGAGAAUCCAGAGACCAGGCGCAAGACUUUGGUUGCAUUAUUUACAGAUCACCAGUGGGUGGCACCUGCUGUAGCUACAGCCGACCUUCAUGCCCAGUAUGGAUCGCCAACAUACUUCUACGCUUUCUACCACCAUUGUCAGAGCGAGAUGAAGCCCAGCUGGGCAGACUCGGCGCAUGGAGACGAGGUCCCGUACGUGUUCGGGAUCCCUAUGAUUGGCCCGACCGAUCUGUUCAAUUGCAACUUUUCCAAGAAUGACGUCAUGCUCAGCGCAGUGGUGAUGACAUACUGGACAAAUUUUGCUAAGACCGGAGAUCCAAAUCAACCGGUACCACAAGACACCAAGUUCAUACACACAAAACCCAAUCGGUUUGAAGAAGUGGCCUGGUCCAAAUACAACCCCAAAGAUCAGCUGUACCUUCACAUUGGACUGAAGCCAAGAGUCCGAGACCACUACCGUGCCACCAAGGUGGCCUUCUGGCUUGAACUUGUGCCCCACCUUCAUAACAUCAAUGAACUGUUUCAGUAUGUGUCAACCACCACCAAGAUACCACCGCAGGACACUACGCCCUUCCCUUACACCAAACGACUAGGUAAAACCUGGCCGUCCACAACACGCCAUCCGGGAAUACCAAAUUCGAAUACCAAGCAAACCACAGACCAACGCAAAGGCAAUGAUCUAGUCGAGGACUCUGCUGUGAUGAUUGAGACCAAGCGUGACUACUCGACGGAGCUGAGCGUGACCAUCGCGGUUGGCGCAUCACUGCUCUUCUUGAACAUCCUGGCCUUUGCCGCACUCUAUUACAAAAAAGACAAGCGGCGCCACGAGUCAGGUCGCCGUGGAACCAGUCCGCAACGCAAUGCCAACUCCAAUGCUAAUGAUGUCUCGCGAAUGCAGAGUGAUGAACUAGCAUCAUUGCAGAUGAAGCAGCAACAACAGCAACUGGAGCAACAGCUUGAAAACGAGCACCGGCACGAAUGUGAGGCGUUGAGGCUUGCGUGCCCACCUGAUUAUGCGCUUACUCUCCGCCGAUCUCCCGACGACGUGCCGCUCAUGACACCCAGCACCAUCACCAUGAUUCCCAGCUCGCUCGGUGCCAUGCAGCCCUUGCACAAUUUCAGCGCCUUUGUUGGGCCUCAGAACAGCACCAACCUCCCCCAUGCUCACUCCACCACCAGGGUAUAGCUGCACGCUUUCGGAAUACCUUCAGACUCCCACCUCCUCUCUGUACUAUUCUUAGGAAGUCAGGGUUGGUUUACUCCUGGCAUCAAGCUUAAGACUGAAGUCAUGGAUGAAAAACUGCUCCACCUGGAGAUUGAUUCUCAGUGGAUAAGAUUAUUUUGCUACACCUACUUUAAGAAUAUACCAGUCCAAUAUGAUAUAUUUGUCCGGAGGAAAAGUGGAUGUUGUUUAACUUCACAUUGUACUCAGUGGAACAGGAAUAUUUUACCAAAAGUAAUUCUGGACUCUUUCGGACUAGUUUGAUUGCACAGGAGACACUUAGAACUUAAUGACAAGAGUCAUCAAGGAUCUGAUAAAGCUCUGUAUUGUUUAUCCUAUAUCAGACAGUGCAAGGACACUGUAUUUUGAACAGCUCUACUUUUUCGGUCACGUAUUGGACAAGGGAACAGAAUUCUAAAAAAAAUUUCCCAGCCUGAAAUGUAUUUAUGACAAAUUUGUAAAGAUGAGAAUUCUGUACAUAGCUGUGAGUUAAAAAUCCAAUACUAAAGAAAAUUACAAAUGCUUUUAUUGUUGUUUUUGGUUCAAAAUAUUACUAUUAACAAGCUUGUGCUUUUUGUUGAAGUGACUGUAUAUAUACCGAUCAUGAUCAUUGACUUUUUUUUUUCUUCAAAAAAGGCUUGUGUUCACAUUUCAAUUGCGAUAGCAAAAAAAAAAAAAAAAUGAAAUACUUAUUUCAACACACAUAACCACAAGUGUGCAGUUAGUGGUCUUUCACAUGUAUGUCCAGCAAACAUAGUUUGUUCAAAAACAGCUUCAUGUGUUGACCUAAGAAAUGGAGGAAAACAGCGUACGAUAGUAUUGAUACAAAUUGGCUAUUUAUGGUGAAUUAAGGUUUUGUAGAUUGUCUUUCACAUCCUAGGGAUGAUAAGUAACCUGAUAUUGAAAGCACUGAAUCACAUAAUGGCUAGAUUAGCAACAUUGUCGGUGGUGCUCAAGCGUGAUUUCUCAUGGUCAGUUAGGUUCCAUAUUGUUCUAAAUGAGAGAAAUAAUACUUGGAUUCCAGGUGUCAUCGCAAAACAGCUAAAAACAGCAUCUUGUGUCCCCAACAGCUGUAGGUCAUUCAUAACAUCUGCUUCAUUCUGUAUUUUUAUUUCCAUAACUUUUCUGUUACAUGCACCACUGCCUGAACUGAAGACAUGACCAGCAAUGUACUGUUUAGAAUAAAAAUGGGCAAAAGAAAUAGCCCAGGCAGUGGAUUUUGCUAUAUUAGUUGGAUAUGUUUGUAAAGAAGUAUAUGUUAGAUAUUUCUAAUUGUCAUAUGCUAGCAAUAUGUAUUGUACCAGGCUUGUGAUAUUUUUGGGUUACAACGCAAGUGAAUGAAUGUAAAUAAAAAUAAACUUAUAAAUAAUAUUUAAAAAAAAAUCAUUAACCCUAAUAUUUUAGUUCUGCAUCCUAUAAGACAGCUUGGAAGCGCAAGCAAAGAUAAAAAAAAAAACAAAAACAAAAACAAAAAAAAAACAGCAAAUUAAAGUUUAUAAAGUUACCUUUGUAUAUUGAAUCUAAGAUAUUCAUCAUAAACCCUUCAACUGUCAAUAAUUCAAGGGUGACGUAUAGGAUUCUACAUAAUAGUUUGUCUUAUAUUGUUUGCGUUUUUUGCCUUAAGUGAUAGAUGAUAUUUCUGGCUGGACACCUAUAUAAUUUUUUUC